Molecule: messenger RNA, 432 nt
Organism: Diaporthe amygdali
Lineage: Eukaryota; Fungi; Ascomycota; Sordariomycetes; Diaporthales; Diaporthaceae
Exons: 3
Coding region: 1-432 (143 amino acids)
Cellular component (GO): membrane
Source: RefSeq, a predicted model, not a curated record
AUGGUGUCCCUCUCUCUUCUGUCCACCGAGAAUCCGCCUUAUUUGCUUGGCGACGUGCCAGAGAUGCUCCGCCAGUACCUCGCUGGUAUCUCUGUUCACUGGCCUGACUUCAGUCAAUCGUGGGCCGACUUCUCAAGCUGGCUUUCUCAACCUCACAUUUUGGCUGUCGUCUUAGCUUGGUGGAUCACAUUCACCGUGAUCUGUACAAUCAUCUUGGUCAUAGGGUUUGGCCCUGCCGGUGUCAUUGCAGGAACUGCCGCGGCCGCUUUUCAGUCAUUCAUGUAUGGUGGUUUCACGCCCGCAGGAGGUCUCUUCGCCACCCUGACAAGUAUGGCCAUGGUGGGCACGCUGGUGCCAGCGUGCUUUGCUAUCUCCCUACUGAUUGCCUCUCUUGUAGCAGCAAUGGUCUGGGUGUACGGCGUGGGGAGGUAA